Messenger RNA from Cherax quadricarinatus, 864 nucleotides. Lineage: Eukaryota; Metazoa; Arthropoda; Malacostraca; Decapoda; Parastacidae. The record is from RefSeq and is a predicted model, not a curated record.
AAUAUUACAUUGCGGUUAUUUCCUUUAAUAGCUAAAUUGGAAAUGAACGUCCUUGUAUUAUUAAGGCUCAUUCUUGUUACAUAAAUCAUAAUUGUUAAUAUGGCCAUGAUAAGUUUAAUUGGAGGUAUAGUAACCUGCCUGCCGCCCGGUGUGCCGGUGUAUGGUUAGCCGUGAUGUUCGAUGGUUAUACCCCCCCUUCCCCCCCCUUUAUGUUCAACUACUCUACUGAGGGUUGGUGAGUCACGUCACGUGACCCACUUUACCUGUAUGCUCAAGGUUGAGGGACGAGCAGUGAAGAAGUAGCAGCCAACGAGAACACUCCUGCUCGUCUCUGAACGGGUCAACGGCGACGGAAAUAGAUCAAGAAAGCUCAAGAUGAUUAAUAACAUGACACAACGUAAUUAACAUAGGACAGAAGAACAGGCAACACAUGAUAACAGAAAAGGUAACUCAGAACAGAAAAGCAAUCAGCACAAGACAACACAACAGACAACGUAAACUAAAAGCAAAAUGUCUGAGGAAUCCUGCAAAUGUCCUGUGAACUCCACAGAAUCUCUGCCCACAGCCCCACGUACAGCAGCUGAGGAGGGAAAAGUGCAGCAUGUUCGUGCAUGGCUCAAUGCUGGUGGUGACAUCAACGCUCCUACCAUAGUCUCUGAUGCUGCUGGACCUGGUGUGACUCUUCUUUCCACUGCUUGUAGCCAUAAUCAAGUCAAGGUUGUGGAAGAAUUGCUGAAGAAUCCCGUGAUACAUCUCAAUACCUGCCACAUUACAGAGCAUGGUACCAACUGUACCCCGCUCUGGAUAGCAGCCUUUUAUGGUUAUGAUGACUGUGUCAGUUCCCUCCUUUAUUCAAAACUCAAG